AUUUUAUUAUGUCAUUCUUAGGCAAAUUAGGAUAGAGUUAAAAAUAUAGGAGUAACAAGUAUUCACAAUUUAGGUGAAUUACCAAAAGAUUUUGCUGAAUAGAUUUUAAAAAAUGAUAUUACAUUAAUGACUAGUAAAUAUUAAGAUAGCACAGCAUUAAAUAAUUUAAUUCAAUUGUAUAUGGUAUCAAUAAUCAUAUGAAACAAUCAGAAAGGAGUUGAGUAUUAUGAAUCUAAGAAGGACUAAAAGAGCGAGUAUUUCAAAAGUAAGUUAAAUUGGAUUAUGAGUCAUCCUAUUGUAAUAUCCCCAAAAAAAUAAAUAGAAGAGUAAUCAGAAAAAGAGUAAACUAAGAAAGUUGAUUUCAAAAUUCAUUCUAAUUUUGAUUCGAUUUAGCAUUAUGAAGAUGUAACUUCUUUUGAAGUUCCUUCUGAAAAAGAGGAUUAAUAAAAUAAAAUUAUAAUUCCUAUAUAAAAUAAUGAAGUUAAGCAGAUGAUUGAUAAUUUGAAGAUGGAAACAACCAAGAUUAACUAAGUAUAUGAAUGUAUAAAUAAUAAAUAAAGAUUAUCAAAAAUGAUCUUGAUUCUUAGAAGACAAAGAUUGCUGAUAGAAUACAUAAGAGGAGUAAAAGCUUCGUUAAUAAAAACAAAUAUGUUUAAGAGGAAUGAAGAAUGAUGAUUAUAUUAUUUAUUUAAUUGA
Molecule: messenger RNA, 696 nt
Organism: Paramecium sonneborni
Lineage: Eukaryota; Ciliophora; Oligohymenophorea; Peniculida; Parameciidae
Source: the annotation of a GenBank genome assembly